This is a messenger RNA of Knipowitschia caucasica, 1242 nucleotides long. Lineage: Eukaryota; Metazoa; Chordata; Actinopteri; Gobiiformes; Gobiidae. The record is from the annotation of a GenBank genome assembly.
AUGUCUUCCGUCUCCCAUCCACACACUGUGCCUCUGUACAUUAGUGCUCAUGACGACGUCUGCUCCAUCUCCACGCCCCAUAAACCCGACCGCAUCGUCUUCCCCCUUCCUGACCGCAAUGGAAGACCAAAGAGACGUCAUGCUGCCACACUGGACUCCUCCCUCUACACACUGGACUCCUCCCUCUACACACUGGACUCCUCCCUCUACACACUGGACUCCUCCCUCUACACACUGGACUCCUCCCUCUACACACUGGACUCCUCCCUCUGCACACUGAACUCCUCCCUCUGCACACUGGACUCCUCCCUCCGCACACUGGACUCCCCUCUACACACUGGACUCCUCCCUCUCCACACACUGGACUCCUCCCUCUCCACACUGGACUCCUCCCUCUACACACUGGACUCCUCCCUCUACACACUGGACUCCUCCCUCUCCACACACUGGAAUCCUCCCUCUCCACACACUGGACUCCUCCCUCUACACACUGGACUCCUCCCUCUACACACUGGACUCCUCCCUCUCCACACUGGACUCCUCCCUCUCCACACACUGGACUCCUCCCUCUCCACACACUGGACUCCUCCCUCUCCACACACUGGACUCCUCCCUCUACACACUGGACUCCUCCCUCUCCACACACUGGACUCCUCCCUCUCCACACACUGGAAUCCUCCCUCUCCACACACUGGACUCCUCCCUCUACACACUGGACUCCUCCCUCUCCACACACUGGACUCCUCCCUCUCCACACACUGGACUCCUCCCUCUACACACUGGACUCCUCCCUCUACACACUGGACUCCUCCCUCUCCACACACUGGAAUCCUCCCUCUCCACACACUGGAAUCCUCCCUCUCCACACACUGGACUCCUCCCUCUCCACACACUGGACUCCUCCCUCUCCACACACUGGAAUCCUCCCUCUCCACACACUGGACUCCUCCCUCUCCACACACUGGACUCCUCCCUCUCCACACACUGGACUCCUCCCUCUCCACACACUGGACUCCUCCCUCUCCACACACUGGAAUCCUCCCUCUCCACACACUGGACUCCUCCCUCUACACACUGGACUCCUCCCUCUCCACACCUGCUCUGAUCUCAACAUCAGCCUCAGCUGCUCACCUGAGCUCAUCACUUCAUGAAGGCAUGUAUACAGAGCCUCUCAGCUCUCUGCAGCUCAAGCUGCUGUUUGAGCAGCAACCCACCUCCUCCCCAUCACCGCCUCUUCAGUGA